UCGAUACUAUAAAAGAGCUGUUUUCUUUGUGACUUGUAUCAGUUAACAGUCUGACCUCAUUGGACUAACUACAACAUAACAAUGUUCUUUAAGGUCGUGAGUCUUCUGGCUUUAGCCACCGCGGUGGUCGCUCAACACGGUUACGGGCACGCUCACUCCUCGCAGCACAUCUCCAAGCACGACGGACACCCGCACGUGGUCACUAUCCACGACCACCAUGGUCAUGAGAAGCACGUCGACUAUUACACUCAUCCAAAAUACGAGUUCGAGUAUAAAGUAGAUGACCAUCACACGGGCGACCACAAGACGCAGCACGAGCACCGCGACGGCGACGUCGUCAAGGGCUUCUACAGCCUGCACGAGCCCGACGGCUCCAUCAGACACGUCCACUACCACGGCGACAAGCACUCCGGAUUCCAUGCUGACGUAAAACACAGCACGCAUCACAUCGUAUUGUGCGUCGCAGCCGUUUUGGGAGUGGUGGCGGCCCAGCACGGACACGGCCACGCAUACUCCUCACAGCACAUCUCCAAGCACGACGGCCAUCCCCACGAGGUCGUCAUCCAUGAUCACCACGGACAUGGAAAGCACGUCGAUUACUAUACUCAUCCAAAAUACGAGUUCGAGUAUAAAGUAGAUGACCAUCACACGGGCGACCACAAGACGCAGCACGAGCACCGCGACGGCGACGUCGUCAAGGGCUUCUACAGCCUGCAUGAGCCCGACGGCUCCGUCAGGGACGUACACUACCAUGGCGAUAAGCAUACUGGGUAA
Messenger RNA from Cydia fagiglandana, 774 nucleotides. RefSeq names its product histidine-rich glycoprotein-like. The transcript has 6 exons. NCBI's taxonomy places the organism in Eukaryota, Metazoa, Arthropoda, Insecta, Lepidoptera, Tortricidae. The record is from RefSeq and is a predicted model, not a curated record. Gene Ontology annotation, cellular component: extracellular matrix. Bases 82 to 774 code for a protein of 230 amino acids.